Molecule: messenger RNA, 1788 nt
Organism: Guillardia theta CCMP2712
Lineage: Eukaryota; Cryptophyceae; Pyrenomonadales; Geminigeraceae
Exons: 16
Coding region: 1-1788 (595 amino acids)
Biological process (GO): protein O-linked glycosylation
Molecular function (GO): protein binding; protein N-acetylglucosaminyltransferase activity
Source: RefSeq, a predicted model, not a curated record
AUGUCCAAGAUCCUGCGUCCCGCAGCCACGCUCUUCCUCCUCCUCUCCUCUCUGAGUCAGGCUGGCACCGCCGUCCCACGAAACGCGCGCGAAGUUGUGGUUAACAGUGCUUCUUUCGCAUCUGACGAGACAGACAAGCCCCUUGACUUUAGCCUGCCAGAGGCAGCACGCAGCAUGACAGGAGAACAGCUGUACUUCAUCGGUGAGAAGCUCCUGCUGGAGGGAAGAGCGUCAGAAGCUGUGGCAUUCCUGUCCAAGGCUGCAUCGCUAAUGCCGAGAGACGCCUUCACGCACAGCAACCUGGCGAUCAGCCUCCAUCAGCUGGGGAGGUCGAAGCAAGCGAUCCCUCACUUCAAGAUGGCUGCCAGCACCCAGCUCGACUCCUUGUACUUCGCCAACCUCGGGCAAGCGCUGUGGAGUGUCGGGGAGAUUGAGGAGGCGAUCCGGGUGCUGGAGACGACCAUGCGGCUCGAUGAGAAUCAGUUCGGGUCCUUAGCUCUCCUGCUCCAGCUGGAGCACUACACGGCCUCCAUCCUCUCCUCCUGGAACCGCAACUACGCUAGAGCGCGACGAGCUCUUCACGUCGUCCUUGGCAAAGCUGAAGUGUCGGGCAAUCCGGCAGACACGGUCUGGACGCCGUCACAGGUACCUGAGCUACAGCUUCGGCCUCGGAGUUCGCAACGGGCUCAUGUUUUCGGGUCGCACAACCGAAGUCAAGUCGAGAUCUUUGGGUUUGCUAUCAGACCGCACGACGACAAUGCUGACGAUGCGGAGAAAGCGAGGGUGGAGAAGAACGUCGAGCACUUCGUCGACAUUAGUAGGAUCGAAGUGUCCGACAUCCCUGCCCUCAUCAACUCCAACAACGUCCACGUCCUCGUCGACAUCUGCGGCCUACACGCCAACGGCACCAUGCUCUACAAGAGUCUGCUCGCCUUCAAGCCCUCGGCCGUUCAAGUUGCCUACAUGGCCUUCGCCGCAACCACCGGAGCAUCUUACAUAGACCACCUUGUUACCGACAAAAUCACAAGUCCGCCAGAUUAUCGUCAUCACUACUCGGAGUCCUUCAUCUACAUGCCCAACUCGUAUCAUGUCAACUCCCACAACUACAACCAAUUCUUCAAGAUAGACAAGCACAUCCUACGAGCAUGGAUCGAUAUCCUUCGACGAGAUGAAAAGGUUCUCAAACUUUUCUCUUCAUUUUGGCCCUUGAAAGGUUUGAGCCAGUCUGUCCUCGUGCUCGUAAAGUUCUUGUUUCACAAGCAGGCGGAGAGAAAUCUUCGCGCUGCUCUGCGUGCAAAUGGAAUCAACGCGACUCGUUUGAUCCUAGCGGAGAAGCUCAAGAACCAGGAGCACAUCCUUCGCUCUCAGCUCAUGCAUCUUCAUCUCGACACCCGACUGCAGAGCGGUCACACCACCACAGUCGAUGCGCUCUGGUCAGGGAUUCCCGUUCUUGUGUGGCCGGCGAGGAGCAUGGUAUCAAGAGCAGCCGCGGGCAUCGUCCAUGGAGCAGGCUUGUCCUGGAUGAUUGCGAGGAACGGUCAAGACUACGUGGAGGCGGCGAUGGUGCUCUCGAGGUCCAAGGCGGCUAGGAUGCUCGUUGACGCUGCUCGAUCCUCCUCCUCUCUCUUCAACCUCGACAAGUGGGUGAAGGACUGGGAAAGAAGCCUUAAGCUCGCAGCAGACAGCCAGGGUGAGACCAGGGAGGAGGGGAGGGAGAGGGAGGGGAGGAAAGAGGUGGAGGUGGAGGGCGACGGGAGGAGACAAAGGGCGAAUGUGAGAAUGGUUUGA